AUGGUCACCCUCACCGAUGAGCAACGAGAACAAAUUCAAAUUCUCGAAUCCUUUCUCGAACAAGGGUUGAUGGAUCCAGAAGAUUUCGAGGAAGAAAAGAAGAAAAUUCUCAGUGGUGGAUCCAUUGCCGAUGAAGACGAAGAAGACUCUCCACUGGUGGUCAGUGGUGGUGCCUCUUCUUCUUCUUCCAACAAACCAUUUGAUCAUUCUCAACAACCUUCCUCUCAGAGCAAACCAACGAGUAGUACUUCAGUGAACACCACUUCAACAACAACAAACACUUCCACACAACGUAAACACGUGAUUCAUUCAAGUUCAGACGAUGACGAACCUGUCAUUAAAUCUACUCAAGUCAAGAGAAAUGUUGUGAAAACAUCCACUGUUCCAUCCAGUUCAACAACAACAAAACCAAACAUCACCACAAGUGUUUCAAAAACAAGAACGAAUCCAUCUUCUCGUGAUUCUGCUGUGGAUUAUGCUGAGAGUGGUGAUGAUGCAGUGGUGAGUGAUGACAAUAAUCACUACUCUUCCGAUGAUCGUGAUUCAUUCAUGAAACAUUUGGGUGGAGUGACAGGUCGAAAAAUUUUACAAAAUUCUACCGAAGAUGAAGAGAGUGAUGAUCAACAACAAUCAAUUCUUCUUUCAAAGAAUAGAAAUAAUGGAAUGUCGACAAAUAGUGUGAAAAAGAAUGCACAAUCCUCUCAGAAUUCUAAAAAUGGAUAUCAGUUGAAAUUGACUUCUCAAGAACGAGAGUUAUUAACUGCUGAACAAAUUCAACAAUUGGAAAAGAUGGCUCAUUUGGUUGAUACUGAAAUUUUAUCAGAAGAUGAAUUGUUGACAAAGAAGGAUCAUUUAUUGAGACAACAACAACGUAAAAUUGAAGAAGAAGAAAGAAAAAGCAAACAAGAAAAAUCAAAAACCACUUCUACGACUGCAAAAAAGUCACCACGAGUCAAUUUAAGUGUUGAGGAUCAAUUGAAGAAACUUGAAGAUUUAUUUGAUGCUGGAAUUUUAACAGAAGAAGAAUAUCGUGCAAAGAGAAGACAAUUAUUACCUGAAGAGAGUUCGGAUGAGAAUGAUGAAGAAGACGAAGACGACGAAGAAGACGACGACGAAGACGAUGGAAAGGGAUUAAAGUUGAAAUUAACUCCUCUUCAACGUGAUCAAUUAAGCAAAUUGGAUUCUCUUCUCGAAAUGGGUAUUUUGGAUCAUGAUGAAUACGAAGAAAAGAAGAGACAAGUGAUGGGAUUGAAGAAUGAAAAGACACCUUCUAAAAUCAUUACAAAGAAACAAGAGGCCAAUAAGGAAUUUGGUGACGUGAUUGAAAUGGUUGUUUUUAUAACAAAUAUUAGAGCCACUCCUGAGAAACCAUUCAAAUUGAUUUAUGAAGGAGAUCAAAUCAUGUAUCAAAGAGAAGAGGACUCUGGUGCUGGAAAGACAAUCAUUGUGAGAGGUGAAGUUCCAAAAAAGCCAAAAGAAGACACCAUUGUUACAUUGUGUGUCGAUAUGCCUCAAAUUAAUAUUCACACUCAACAGAAUUUCAAUCUUUCAGAACAUGGUCGAUUCAUUCAAAUUCAAAUUACUCAAGAGGGUAAUAGAAAUAAUAUUAGAAUCAAGCAACAACAUGAUGAUUCAUUUGACACAGAACAACAAUUGGGUGACAAAAAUGAUGAGAUGAGUAGAAUUUAUGUUCACUAUUCUGCAAUUCCUGCAAGUGAAGAAAAACCAUUCAAAUUAUGGAUUGGUGACAUGCUCGCCCAUCAACUCACAGAACCAAUGACGAAAAGCCAAAGUGGUGUUCUGAGAGGAGCUAUUCCAAAAAUUAAGAGAUGCAAUCCUUCUACUGAGUCUCAUCACGAUGUGAAGCUCAAGGUUCACAUUCCAAUGAUUGAUCCUGAAGAAAAAGUUUAUAUUGUCAACUUGACUGACAAUGGUGAUCAUGUUGGUAUUUUCUUGGAUGGUUCAAAAAUAACACUCAGACAAGAGAAAGAUAAGGUUGAUUCUGAUAGCCCAAUAUUGGAACCUGUAAAAUCAUCUAAAAAGUAA
Naegleria fowleri is the source of this 2046-nucleotide messenger RNA. RefSeq lists its product as uncharacterized. The record is from RefSeq and is a predicted model, not a curated record. NCBI's taxonomy places the organism in Eukaryota, Heterolobosea, Eutetramitea, Acrasida, Naegleriidae. The transcript is spliced from 2 exons. The coding region runs from base 1 to 2046 and encodes 681 amino acids.